AUUCAGGACACAGCAACACAUCGCAAGUUCAAGCUCCAGUACAUCAAGCGCGUGUCAACUUCUCAACUUCUUGAACUUCACACCGAAAGCACCCCUCCACCAAUCCACGGCUCAGCCAUCACAACCCUGCUACACAACGAAAAUGGCAAACGUAAUUGCGAAUACAGGCCACGAUGAAAUGAUUCAUGACGCCGUACUGGACUACUAUGGUCGGCGAUUAGCGACAUGCUCUUCAGACAAGACGAUCAAGAUCUUCGAGGUCGAGGGCGAGAAGCACACACUGGUGGAGACGCUGCGAGGACAUGAAGGCGCUGUGUGGUGUGUAGCAUGGGCGCACCCAAAAUACGGCAAUAUCCUCGCAUCCUCCUCCUACGACGGCAAGGUCCUGAUCUGGCGCGAACAAUCCUCCACCUGGCAGAAGAUCUACGACGUUGCCCUACACACCGCAUCCGUAAACCUAGUUGCUUGGGCACCGCACGAAGCAGGCUGCCUUCUCGCCUGCGCUUCCUCUGACGGAAAUGUCUCGGUCCUCGAGUUCAAGGAUAAUGCAUGGACACAUCAGAUCUUCCAAGCAUGCGGCAGUGGUGUGAACAGUGUGUCUUGGGCUCCUGCUGUUGCUCCAGGACAGGUCAUUAGCGCGAGUGGAAACCAAACGGGCGCUGCGAGGCGAUUUGUUACAGGUGGAAGCGAUUGCCAGGUCAAGAUCUGGGAAUUCAGCGCCGAGACUGGAAGCUGGCAGAACUCUGAGAUAUUGCCAGGACACACCGACUGGGUGCGCGAUGUUGCUUGGUCACCUACGGUUCUCUCCAAGUCAUACAUUGCGUCCGCGUCGCAAGACAAGACUGUGCGCAUCUGGACAUCUUCAGACUUGCGUGACUGGAAGUCUACUCUUCUUAACGUCGAUGCCGUUGCGUGGCGCGUGAGCUGGAGUCUGAGCGGCAACGUAUUGGCAGUAAGCACCGGCGACAACCGGGUCAGUCUCUGGAAGGAGAGGUUGAGCGGCGGAUGGGAGUGUGUCAAGACAAUAGAGGAGUAGGGCUCCUCGCCGACAGGCAAGGAAAACCCACACCGGAAGCAAUGCUGUAAGCUACAGGUAAAAGAUCAAAUCAUGUAGCAGAAGACCACGACCCUCACAGUACAUGAGGUUGGACCAAGAUCUUGGAAACGCUGUCGAGGCGUUUUUUCCGAAUAGCGUGCAUGAUCAGAGCGAUAUCAAGGAAACAAUCAAUCGUCAAGUCCAUCUAACCCG
This is a messenger RNA of Cucurbitaria berberidis CBS 394.84, 1249 nucleotides long. RefSeq names its product Sec13 protein-like protein. Gene Ontology annotation, cellular component: COPII vesicle coat; nuclear pore outer ring. Bases 143 to 1036 code for a protein of 297 amino acids. Gene Ontology annotation, molecular function: protein binding; structural molecule activity. Lineage: Eukaryota; Fungi; Ascomycota; Dothideomycetes; Pleosporales; Cucurbitariaceae. The record is from RefSeq and is a predicted model, not a curated record. Gene Ontology annotation, biological process: protein import into nucleus; COPII-coated vesicle budding; positive regulation of TOR signaling. The transcript is spliced from 5 exons.